AUGAAAAGUCUGGCUGUGAAACACGUCUUUGGGAAUACUGAGAAUGGUGAAGACAAAAGCAACAUUCGAAAGUCUCCCUUGAAGAAUAUUAUUUUGUGCUUAAGAAGAAGAACGGUGGGAGACGAGCGAGGCGGCGAGCGAGCAGGAAGAGGGUCGCGGAGACAGGUUCAGGCGCCCGGAGCCCAGGGACGCGCUGUCCCACCGCCGGGCGCUGUGUGGGCGACCGCUGCCGCCUCCGCCUCGGGGGCCCCCCUGCCCGGGGGUGACGAGGAGGAGCCGGAGGGCGCCCCGGAGAAGGGCCGGAGCUCGGGCCCCAGCGCCAGGAAGGGCAAGGGGCAGAUCGAGAAGAGAAAGCUUCGGGAGAAACGGCGCUCCACCGGCGUGGUCAACAUCCCCGCGGCGGAGUGCUUAGAUGAAUAUGAAGAUGAUGAAGCAGGACAGAAAGAGCGGAAAAGAGAAGAUGCAAUUACACAGCAGAACACGAUGCAGAAUGAAGCUGUGAGCCUAUUAGAUCCAGGCAGUUCCUUUUUGCAACAGGAACCAUCUAGAACAGUUUCAGGCAGAUACAAAAGCACAACAACUGCCUCUGAAGAUGAUGUCUCAAAUCGGUAUCCCCGGACAGAAAGAAGUGGGUUUAGUAGAUACAACAGAGAUACAAAUAUUGCAAGUAAUCUAGUCCCAAGUAACACAUUGGAAAAGAAAAUCGAAGAUCUUGAAAAGGAAGUUGUAAGAGAAAGACAAGAAAACCUAAGACUUGUGAGACUGAUGCAAGAUAAAGAGGAAAUCAUUGGAAAACUCAAAGAAGAAAUUGAUUUGUUGAGCAGAGACCUAGAUGACAUAGAAGAUGAAAAUGAACAGCUAAAGCAGGAAAAUAAAACUCUUUUGAAAGUUGUUGGGCAACUGACAAGGUAGAAGAUUGAAGACCCAGUGUGGAAAAAAAAAAAUUAAAACUACUGAUUGAGUGUUAUGGUUAUUGCUAGGAUAAUUUCCUAUGCUGCAGUACAUUAAAAUAACUGUAUAUUUAUUUAUAGGAAA
Messenger RNA from Fukomys damarensis (Damara mole-rat), 1035 nucleotides. It is a transcript of the gene Pawr, whose product is annotated as pro-apoptotic WT1 regulator. Bases 1 to 912 code for a protein of 303 amino acids. Gene Ontology annotation, biological process: positive regulation of apoptotic process; apoptotic process. NCBI's taxonomy places the organism in Eukaryota, Metazoa, Chordata, Mammalia, Rodentia, Bathyergidae. The record is from RefSeq and is a predicted model, not a curated record. Gene Ontology annotation, cellular component: cytoplasm. The transcript has 8 exons.